Paramuricea clavata is the source of this 2333-nucleotide messenger RNA. The record is from the annotation of a GenBank genome assembly. Lineage: Eukaryota; Metazoa; Cnidaria; Anthozoa; Malacalcyonacea; Plexauridae.
AUGAACGACGGAAAUUUUGCUAACAUUGUUAAUGAUGGACAUGUGGUUGAAAAUCCCCAAUACUCACCUGGGCCAUUCAAAAUAGCAAAGCCUUCAACGUUGAUUCUAGAGAACGUUACUAUUCAGCACAAUGGAACAUACAGAUUUCUUGUUGUCGCAAUGGGUCAAAUCUAUACAUCUGAAGUUACUGUGUUUGUUGCGGGCAAGUGUCGUUUGUAUAUGAUGCUACACCUUUUACCCUAGCUACUUUUUCAGGCAUUGACAAAUUUCCUUAUUGUGAUUGGUUCAAACAAGUAGAGAAGUGUGUGGAUAAUGUGUGACUGAUUUGAUUGACUGUUGCAAAACAAAAAGGCGUAUUAUAUGCGUGUUGUUGAAGGUUCUUGUAACGGGAGUAACUCCAAAAAAUACAUUUUCUAUACUACACAUCAUACAUUAGAAAAGAACAAAACAUGGAAAACAUUACAAAUAGAAAUCCAAGUUGAAAGGGUUGCCAAAAAGAAAUCAUGAACAGCUGCAUGCAAAAAUUGCUCCAAACUGUAAUACUACACCCGUUUUCAAAAUUACGCGACCUCCCUGAAAAAUACUCUUACUUCAACAGGCUAUGUUUACAUUGUAUCGGAUCACUUUGCAUCCGAAGCAAAAACCAUACCGGAUAGGGCUUCUGUUUACAUAUGAAAUGUUGUUAUCGUCUCAAUUUUUGCAACGAACCGGUGGUGCGGCGGUUCGCUCUUCGAAGUUGUGCGCGGUGUAUCGGAUCGGUUUUUGCAACGCUCUCAUUGCAAUGUAAACAGCAAUCGGAGCAAUUUUCGAUCAAUGCGUGAUUCAAGAUGGCAUCUGGGAAACAAAGACUUGCUUUUCUAAUUUUUUGCGGGUAUAGCAUGUUCACUUAUUUAAAUGAUGUCUAUAAUAUUUUUGUAUUUAGCCUGUUUACACUUGGGCCGUAACGUUUCGUGAACGAAGCAAAAACCGAUCCGAUACAAUGUAAACAUAGCCCAAAUGUCAGUUUUAUGUCACAAAAACUGCUAAAUUAAACCGUAUUUAAUACCAAAACUGCACAAAAAUGAGUUAGUUAGAUAACUUAGAUAUACAAACUAAAGCACAAUACAAACCAUCACAACAGAAAUAUGUGCCGUGAAUAACUUUUAAAGCUUGAAAAAUAACAAUUUAUCCUGGAAUUUAGCUGUCAGUAUAAAACACGCGCGCUAAACUAUAACGGUGAUGUUAUGAAUGAUUUUGUUGUGCUUAAAUUUUGCAAUAAUUCUCGCUAAAAUAUCUUGAAAAUCAUUGUAAGCCUGUUUAUAUAAAGCAUACAAAGCAUAUACAUCGACAAGGAACCGCAAAACUCAAAGUUUAAACUUCGUGACCGAAUGACAUAAACAGUUUUAUACACAUGUCAACUCUAGCAUUUUCGUCCUUGGCCGCGUAAUUUUGAAAACGGGUGUAAGUACAGAAUACUGACAGCGGUGUGGGAAUUAAUGAUUUUCUUACUGAUUCCGACAAUAAGUAUAAUAUAUAGAACACACGAGAGGAGGGGGCUGCACUACUUAAAGAUCGAGGACAGGAGACCAUGCCUCCCCCCCCCCGCGUUGAAUAAAUUUUGAUGACGACAAAAAAUUGGGAUUGGUCGGGCAAAGGGCUAUAGUCGAAAUUUAAUCGAAAAUCAUCUCAAAAUCCUUUAAUUUAUGUUUGGUGCAUGCAAGUAGUGAAAACGCAUUUCGAAAAACCUACAGCAUAUGGCUUCAUUACAUUUCAGUUGCGCCAACUGUGACAAUCAAUUGUUCCAGCAUCGUCAGAGUAAAUGAAGGUGAUGGCUUUGCGUGUGUAUGUAGAGGUGAAGGUGGAAACCCUCCAGCCAAUGUAACUUGGUAUAAAGAUGGCGACCCCAUUGGUGGAACAGGAAACAAAGAACAGACAUUAACUCUCAGGAAUGUUCAUGGAACAGACACUGGAACAUACAAGUGUGUGGCCCAAAUUCACACUCUAACUGAUGAAAAAUUAGUUGAAGGAAAAGUAAUACUUGAUUGUAAGUAUUGUUGUAAAAAUGAGCGUGUUUCCAUGCAAAUAUUUGAACUGGUGCAUGCAUGGCGUAUGCACAUAUAUGCAAAUUUAUAAACUGUAAAAAGGACGUGCAUGUUUGAACUAGUGCUGCGCAUGUUUUGAAGUGAAGGUUAUUAUAUAAUAACAAUUGCCGAAACCAUAUACUUUAUACUAUUUUGUUUUCUGCAGUUCCACCAGAAGAGCCAUACUUUAAGGAAAAAGCGAUUGUUGGUAAAACUUUUGCCAUAACAUGUGAAUGCAGUGGUCAUAGUACCAAGUUAUACUAUAAUCCAUAA